This is a messenger RNA of Trematomus bernacchii (emerald rockcod), 1967 nucleotides long. It is a transcript of the gene ctsc, whose product is annotated as cathepsin C. The record is from RefSeq and is a predicted model, not a curated record. Gene Ontology annotation, cellular component: lysosome. NCBI's taxonomy places the organism in Eukaryota, Metazoa, Chordata, Actinopteri, Perciformes, Nototheniidae. The coding region runs from base 1 to 1368 and encodes 455 amino acids. The transcript has 8 exons. Gene Ontology annotation, molecular function: cysteine-type endopeptidase activity.
AUGAGGUCGAGCGGUGUGCUUGUGUGUGUGCUCCUGCUAUGGGUUGAGGGCAGCUGGGGGGACACCCCGGCCAACUGCACCUAUGAGGACCUGCUGGGGACAUGGGUGUUUCAGGUGUCCAAAGGAGGACACGACAAGAACAUCAACUGCUCUGCUGCAGCCACGGUUGAGAGCACGGUGACUGUGACCCUGGAGAAACCGUCAGUAUCCACAGAUGAGCUGGGGAACAGCGGCUUCUUCACCCUCGUCUACAACCAGGGUUUUGAAGUGGUCAUCAAUGGCUACAAAUGGUUCGCCUUCUUCAAGUACACUGAAGGUGGGCUAUGGGUAACCACCUACUGUGACCAGACCAUGCCGGGGUGGGUCCAUGAUGUCCUGGGACACAACUGGGCCUGUUUCGUGGCGAAGAAAGUGAAAUCAGUACCACCCCAAAUAGAUUACAAACCACUCUUCAGCAGCAGGCUGCUCGAGAAGCCGUACAAACACAACCUGGACUUUGUUGAUUUAAUCAACUCUGUCCAGAAGUCCUGGAAGGCUGCGGCCUACCCCGAGCACGAGCUGUUCACUCUGAGGGAGCUGCAGUACCGCGCAGGAGGGCCCGCCUCCCGCAUCCCUCAGCGUGUUCGCCCUAUGCCAGUCAAAGCUGGUUUGGCCAAGAUGGCGGCUGCUCUACCUGAGCGCUGGGAUUGGAGGAACGUUAAUGGCGUUAACUUCAUCAGUCCUGUGCGAAAUCAAGCAUCGUGUGGAAGCUGCUACUCCUUUGCCACCAUGGGAAUGCUGGAAGCUCGAAUUCGAAUCCUCACCAACAAUACCGACACCCCCAUCCUCAGCCCCCAGCAAGUGGUCUCCUGUUCCGAAUAUUCUCAAGGUUGCGAUGGCGGAUUUCCAUACCUGAUUGGGAAGUACGUGCAGGACUUCGGUCUGGUGGAUGAGUCGUGCUAUCCAUAUAUUGGAAAGGACUCUCCCUGCGGUCUCCCUAAGAACUGUAGUCGCAUCUACACCGCCGAUUACAGCUAUGUUGGCGGGUUCUAUGGCGGCUGCAGUGAGAUGGCUAUGAUGUUGGAACUGGUCAAGAAUGGACCAAUGGGAGUGGCCUUUGAGGUCUACCCCGACUUCAUGCACUAUAAGGAGGGCAUCUACCACCACACAGGCCUCGGAGACCCCUUCAAUCCCUUCGAGCUGACCAACCAUGCCGUGCUGUUGGUGGGCUACGGCCGCUGCCACAUGACCGGUCAGAAGUACUGGAUUGUCAAAAACAGCUGGAGCACCAACUGGGGUGAGGACGGCUACUUCAGGAUCCGCAGAGGCAGCGACGAGUGUGGCGUCGAGAGCAUCGCCGUGGCAGCAAACCCCAUCCCCAAACUGUAGACGCUCGGAGAGGUUUAACAAUCAGUCAUUCAUAAAAAUGUUAAACUAGGAAUUAGUUAAAAGCAUAAGAAGGGACACCAAACUUAUCUUUUAUGGUUGAUUUAGUAUUAUAACAUACCAUUCAUUUGAAUUGGAGUGAAACUGCUAUUUACAUUUGUUUAUGUUUUCCAAUUUCAGCUAUCACUGAUUAACUGCCUAUGGAUGAUUUUAAUUCAAGCUUUAACUGCCAACACAAACUUGGAAACAAAAUGCAUCGGGUCUUACUUGAAUGCUGAAUGGUACUAAAAUAUAAAAGUUUUGAUGCACAACGUUACUGCAGAUGUGAAGGGAUUUAAAUUGAAAGGGAACUGGGGAGUGUUUGUGUUUUAUUGUCAGGUGCAGGACUUUGAUUAUUUUUCUCAGGGAAGCAACGGUGCAGAAUUGCAACCUCUUUUGUCCUUGCACCAAAUUGAAAAUGUUACUGCCAUGUUUCUCUGUGGAGCAUUUUAACUGGAAUUAUUGAUCAAGCAGAAUAAGGGAUUAAGUGAUUUUAUUGCAUUUUAUUCUGAUUUGCACUGAUGUUUUUAAUUUUGAUGGAAUAAAAGCAUUUAUAAAUGUUG